This is a messenger RNA of Linum trigynum, 2180 nucleotides long. The record is from the annotation of a GenBank genome assembly. Lineage: Eukaryota; Viridiplantae; Streptophyta; Magnoliopsida; Malpighiales; Linaceae.
CUUAAUUGGUGUAGUAACGAUCUCCUCAUAAUUAGACGUCUUUAUGGGCUCGUCGCUACUGUUCUUGGGCCGAUUUAAAGUCAUGCCAGUUAAUAGAAGGCAAUGUGUAGCCUAUAAGCCUUAGCAGGUUGGACGUAGUCGACGGAGCAAAGUAGCGGCAGCUGGCACCGGCGGCGACCGAGGAAUCCUCUCUACACGUUUCGUCGAGUCCGCUAGGUAACUCCAUAACUUGUGGGAACUGAAGACGCAUUCACUGAGCUUCAUCGAUUUCUUGCGAUUAGUUUUCUUCUCUUUUCAGCUGAUUCAUUUGGUUUCAGUACUGUGAAAAAACUAGAGGCUUCUGAAUCCUUCUUCUCCCGAAGAUUGUGUUAGAUUGUAGAUCUGGUUAUGGAAGUUCCGUAAGGGACUGUUUAGUUUUACUCUACUGAAGUAAGCUGUUCAGGGUUUUGAGGGUUUUGGUCCAUCAUCUGCUUCCGUCGAAUUGUACGCCAGGUGUUCGAUGAAAGGUCUCUGUGGAUAAGUUCCUGGAGGAAACCUGAGAUGAUGGCGUAUUCCCGACUCGGUUCUGUGAGGAAGACGAUCCUGUGGCAGAAUCUUCUUGGGGAUUCAAAUGGUUACUCAAGCUGGCAUAGAUCUUACCGGACACAGGGUGACUGGGGGAAGCUGCGGUCAAUGAUUAUAAAGAGAGUAGAGGAUCGGGCCGGAGAGUAUCCGGUGAAAGCAAUCGUCCCCGUAGCAAAAGAGGUGAUUGAAGCUAGAACGAGGGUUAUUCGUGGGGUCUCCUUGCUGAUGAAAGUCGUCCCUGUCGUCUCCUGCAAGUUCUGUCCUGAGGUUUUUGUUGGAAAGGAAGGUCAUCUGAUUGAGACCUGUAAAGGGUACAAGCGCAUUGGGAAGAAACGAGUUCAUGAAUGGAUUCCUGGUAGUUUGAAUGAUAUACUCGUCCCAGUCGAGUCAUACCACUUACCCGACAUGUCUCCAAAGGUUAUUAAACACGACGAAAGGUUUGACUUCGAUCGUGUUCCUGCUGUGGCUGAGCUGUGCAGUCAGGCUGGUGCUGAAUCAGAUCAGCAUAGCCCACAACAAGACAAUGGCAUUGAUGACAGUGCAGCGUCGUCUUUGGCACCCGAGAAUGUAAGAUCUCUCGCCAAUGGGACUCUCAAGGCGUGGGAGACGCUUAGGUCAGGUGUAGAGAAGUUGUUACUGGUUUAUCCGGCUAAAGUUUGCAAGCAUUGCUCAGAAGUUCAUGUAGGUGCAUCAGGGCAUAAAGCUCGACAUUGUGGAGUGUUCAAGUAUGAAAGUUGGCGUGGAACACACUUCUGGGAGAAGGCAGGAGUUGACGAUUUGGUGCCUCCAAAAAUUGUGUGGAGCCGGCGAUCUCAAGAUCCGCCGAUUCUAUGUAACGAAGGGCGAGAUUUCUACGGGCACGCGCCAGCAUUGGUUGAUCUGUGUGCUAAAGCUGGCGCCGUUGUCCCAACUAAGUACUUCUGUAUGAUGAAAGUUCAAGGUUUGUCUCCUCGUCGUGGGUGGUGAACAUUCAAGAAGAUUAGCCUAUUGGUUCUCUGUUUCAGCUAGAUGAGCAUCAAGAUACUGGUAAUUAUGUGAUUCAGAACUCUGCUCGUCAUAAGAUAAUCGCACAUUUUGCUUACAGUGCCCGUCACAAAGAGUAGUUCUAUUACUGAUACACAUCAUUGCAGAGUUGAAAUGUAUAUAAGAUGGUUUUGUUGUUUUCUUCCAUUUUGAAAUGUAGUUGGAGUGUCACGCUGAGAUUCUUUUCAGGAAGACUAUAUUCAAGACUAAAAACAGGAUCUCUGUUGUAUUAGUGCUGCAAUGUUUUUUUAUUUUGCUAUUAGUGCUGCAAUGUUUAGACUGAUAAUUGGUUAUGUUGCCAAAUUACAAGCAAUGUAAUGACCUCUCUUUCUUAUUGGAUUCAGAUCAUUUAUCUUAAAUUAGUACCACUGAUGUAUACUUUGCUUUGCUUGUGCUAUAACCAUUUAUUCCAUCACUCGUAUAGAAUUGAGUGAGACUGUGUAUGGAAUCAAAACUAUCUACUUAUAAUAGGAAUGACAGUGGGGUGGAUUCCCAAAUUCAUCAUUAUUCCUAUUUUCAGUUCAUGAAUUAGAUUUUCUCCUGUGGAUAAUUCUCGUUUCCCAUAUGAGAACAAAUACAAUUCGUUGCGGAUA